AUGGAGAAGGCCAAAGAUUUUGAGAAAAAAAGAAAUCUUUGCGAGCUCGGCCUGAAAUACACACAGGUUUCCAGUGCCCACGGAUUUUCCUUUGUUGGGAACACGGAACUUCCCUGGUAUGAUCGCUUAUUUUGGUUCUUCAUUGUUAUUGCAUUUACUAUUAUCUCUGUUUAUAUCACAGUCACGGGUUUCAAUGAAUGGAGAGAAAAUCAGGUUCUCACCACGCUCACAAGCUCAGCGGCUCCAAUUAGUGGUGAAACAUUUCCUACAGUAACAAUAUGCAGCCAAGGACUGGACCUGGAAGCGGUUGGGAAUGCACUUUUAAGGGAUUUUGAAGAAUGGAGACUGGAAAAUGAAAAAGACAAAAACUCUUCAAUUACUGAUGAAGCUGCAGCGACAGAUCUUGCGAUGAAAGAAUAUAUUUCAGCUAAAUUUAUGAUCUCAAACGAAACAACCAUUGAUUUGUUUGAUCUAGUUUAUGCUAUGAGUUCCAGCAACAUUGAGAAAACUAUGAGCGUGAGCCAGCUUCAUCUGAAUCUAGAUCAAAUUAUCCUAGUAAACGGCUCAAUAAAGAGUAGUGUUGACACAUCACAAAGUGUACCAAUCCAAAAUACUGAAAAUAUUCAACUUACUGCAACAGAAGUAGCAAAUGAAGCGAUCACAACUCCUUCUGAAACUUCUGAAAAUUACCAAUCUACUGCAACAGAAGUAACAAAUGAAGCGAUCACAACUCCUUCAGAAACUUCUGAAAAUUACCAAUCUACUGCAACAGAAGUAACAAAUGAAGCGAUCACAACUCCUUCAGAAACUUCUGAAAAUUACCAAUCUACUGCAACAGCAGUCACUAAUGAAGUGAUCACAACUCCUACAGAAACUUCUCAAAAUUACCAAUCUACUGCAACAGCAGUCACUAAUAAAGCAAUCACAACUUCUGCGCAAACUGCAAUUGAUAAUGAAAAAGAAAAAAACACUGACAAUAAUGGAGUAAAUGGAAGCAGAACUAGGAGAAAGAGAGCAGUGACCGAAAGUGACAAUAUUCCUUCUGAUCUGGAGACAAUAGAUCUAUUUUUAAACCCAGACAAGUCACAAACCAGAACAAGUGAAGCAAAGCUUAAAUCCGAUGAUACACAAUCUUUUAUCACAAAAAACAUCAAGAAAAUAUACGAAGAAAUUUUUAAACUGUUGUGGUACUCUAAACUUCCUUGCUCUCCAACAUAUGUGAGCAGUAACAGCUUGAUACAAAAUUGCCAGUUUGGAGGUAAAGCGAUGGACUGCAGGAAAAUAUUCAAACCUUCACCAACAGACAUAGGAAUAUGUUGUGCUUUUAACAGCCAGGAAACCCUUCGUGAAUCCAACUACACUAGAAUGCUAAACCAGUUAAAUUACAAAGAUAUGGAAGGUUUCAAAGAUAUUCAAAAAGACCCACUCUCUAUCAUUACAGGAAAAGGAAAUGGCUUAUCCUUUAUGCUGGAUCAACAUUCAGAUAUCAUCAGUUUUGGAACCGUUGAGGGAGAUGCGAAUGGUUUUCUAAUGUAUGUUGGAGAAUCAGAUGAGUUUCCAACACUUCAGGUUAAAUCUCUAAUGUUAAAUGCCGGAAGUAAUCACGACAUAGAAAUAGUACCCUAUUUUGUAACAACAAGUUCAGAUUUGGAUUCUAUGGAUCCUGAGACCCGAACUUGCUUUAAAAGGGAUGAGAAGGAUUUGUACUUUUACUCAAAGUACUCUCAGUCAAGCUGCAGGUUUGAAUGUUCGCUGUUAUUGGCAGAGCAGGAGGAAGGAUGCAUCCCAUGGUAUCUGCCUCAAAGAAACAAUGGUACGCCCUGUGACCCGUGGAAAUCUAGUAAGUUCCGACAAACAAUGAAAAAACAGAAAGUUGGCUCUUGCAACUGUUUACCCGACUGCACUGCAACAUUUUAUUCAUCCAUCAAGUCCACAUCUGCAAUUAGACCUUGUGAUUCCAAGAACCUGAACCAGAGUCCAAUGUGUGAUCUAGAAGAUCCAGUUCUCCCAAACAUUUAUGGGAACGAGAUCAACAAAACUUACCAAGAACUAGUAGAAGGUGCUCCUGCGUAUCUGAAAAAUAAGCUUGGUUCAGCACGAUAUUACUAUAAAACAACAACUCUUAGAAAUAUGGAAAUAUUUUCAGAAUUAAAACAGGACAUGAGCUCGUAUGAUGCUUUCUCUAAGGAUGUAUCAACAGUUACUGUUUAUUUUGCCCAACCAACAGCUUUACAAUAUGAGCGAAUAGAGUUCAAAACUGCCUUAAGUUUUCUUUCAGAUAUUGGAGGUAACUUUGGUUUAUUUCUUGGAUUUAGCUUUCUGUCUUUUCUAGAAUUGAUCUAUUGGUUUAUCUACAGGUUUACAUGUAAUCCAUAAUAAACUGGAAUCAUUUAAUCAUUUGAGUUUUGUUUAGUAAAUUUAACUAUAAUGUACGUAUAAUAUCAAAUCAUAUUGAAUCAUUUGUUCUGUGCUUU
This is a messenger RNA of Eurytemora carolleeae, 2474 nucleotides long. RefSeq lists its product as uncharacterized. The transcript has 24 exons. The record is from RefSeq and is a predicted model, not a curated record. Bases 1 to 2376 code for a protein of 791 amino acids. Gene Ontology annotation, molecular function: ligand-gated sodium channel activity. Gene Ontology annotation, cellular component: membrane. Lineage: Eukaryota; Metazoa; Arthropoda; Copepoda; Calanoida; Temoridae. Gene Ontology annotation, biological process: sodium ion transmembrane transport.